This is a messenger RNA of Pecten maximus, 8333 nucleotides long. Its product is annotated as U3 small nucleolar RNA-associated protein 4 homolog. The coding region runs from base 145 to 2229 and encodes 694 amino acids. Gene Ontology annotation, biological process: maturation of SSU-rRNA from tricistronic rRNA transcript (SSU-rRNA, 5.8S rRNA, LSU-rRNA). Gene Ontology annotation, molecular function: RNA binding; protein binding. The transcript is spliced from 19 exons. Gene Ontology annotation, cellular component: t-UTP complex; small-subunit processome; 90S preribosome. NCBI's taxonomy places the organism in Eukaryota, Metazoa, Mollusca, Bivalvia, Pectinida, Pectinidae. The record is from RefSeq and is a predicted model, not a curated record.
UUUUGUGCGGUGCUACAAUAUGGCGACUUCCACAUGGAAAAAGAAAACAACGUGUUUUUGUAAAAACUAGUGCUUUUAGAGAGAUUUUGUAAUUUCCUUCGUAGAAGUACAACAUGUGACAACACCGGACCGUAUAUUAAGUAUAUGAUGGGAGAGUUCCGAGUUCACCAUAUCCGAUUCUUUGAGUACCAACCCAAGGCCAUCCACUGUAUCGCCUACAACAAUGUUACAGAGAAACUUGCUGUGUCAAGGUCUGAUGGAACGCUGGAGUUGUGGAGUUCUAGAGACCAUUGGUUUCAGGAGAAGAUGAUACCAGGGGUAGAAGGCAAAUCUAUUGAAGCUCUCUGCUGGCAGGGUGAGCGUCUCUUUACAGCUGGACUGGACGGAUACAUCACAGAAUUUGACCUUCUGCGACUCCAGCCUAAGGCUAUCGCUACAUCUAAUGCUGGACCUAUCUGGUGUCUCACAUCGGAUCCCACAGGAACAUUCCUCGCAGCGGGAACAGAAGAUGGCUGUGUGGUAAUCUUUGACACAGAAAACAACACCCUGGAAUUCAAGAGAUCUUUUGACAAACAAGAAAGUCGCAUACUGUGUAUAGCUUGGCACUCUGCAGGAGAAACCAUAGUUACAGGUGGAAUUGACAAUAUCCGACUAUGGAGUGUACGCUCUGGCCAUGCUUACCAACGCCUCACUCUUGGACGGCAGGAGAAAAACAAGGAAACCAUUGUAUGGUGUUUGGCAAUCACAAGUGACAUGACCAUUGUGAGUGGAGACUCCCGUGGGAAAACUUCUUUCUGGAAUGGGGAACAAGGCACCUUGAUUAAGUCCUUCCUCAGCCAUAAGGCGGAUGUCUUCUGUCUGUGUGUAGACAAGACAGAGACGUCGGUUUUGUCGUCUGGAGUGGACUCCACCGUCGUCCAGUUUGAGUACACGUCCACACAGAAGGACAGCGACUGGAAAGUAUGGGUCAAGUCCCUUGCUCACUUCAGACAUACCCAUGACGUGCGCAGUCUUGCCCUCGCCAACGACCACAUUGUCUCGGGAGGGGUGGAUACCAACCUUGUAGUGUACAGAUUACAACUCGGAAAGAAAAAAAUGUGGCGGAAGCUGGCUCCGAUUCCACAUCAAUCAAUGGUACAGGUGGCCAGACAAGCAGAGAUGGUCGUACUAAAGUACACCAACUAUCUGGAGGUGUGGAGAUUGGGACAUACAAAUAAAACAUCACAAACCGAUGGUGAAAUCUUACCCCUACAGUCCAACCCAUUGAAGCUUGUUCAGUUAAAGAACAAAUCCAGUGAACCAAUUGUCUGUUUUGCGAUUAGUUCCCAUGGUAACUUGGUGGCCUUCUCGGACCAGGAUUCAAUACGAGCAUACAGACUUGUCAUUGAAAACAAGGAGUUGAUCAAUCCAACCGUGUCAAUAAAGAAACUGAAGCUGGACACGUGCGAGGAUUCCCGGAUACCUCUGCCUGCCCAUCACAUGGUGGUGUCCACCGACGGAGAAAAACUUGUUACAGCCACUGUAUGUGGGAAUGUCCAAGUACUACAUAUAGAAGAUGGCCACCUCAAGGUUGAACAUACUUUCCGUGAUUCCAAAGCUCGAGAUGACAGUAUCACUAUGAUGUGUCUCUGUCCGAACGAUCAACUGGUUGCUAUUGGCGAUAGCGGGAGAAAUGUUACUAUUUAUGACAUCAGUAAACAACAAGUAGUAUGCCAGUUGCCACAGUACAGUUGCCAGGUUACAGCGAUGGCCUUCACCCUGUCUGGGGAGACACUGGUGGCUGUCUACACUGACCAAAUGGUUUAUGAAUUCGAUAUAGCAGAGCAAGAAUACACUGGCUGGAGCAAAAAGAACUCCGCCAAGUUUCCUUCCCACUGGAAAAGGCGACACAGUAAAAUCAAUCAUGUGUUUUUUCUCUCCCAACAUCCCGACAAAAUUUUCCUCCAUGAUGAACAGACACUGUAUGUGCUGGACAAGUCAAAGUCAUUUCCCACAGAAGAGAUCAGACAAUUGAAGAAAGGAUCUUGGAGACAGGAUGGUGACAGAAAAAGUUUGGGGAACCAGAACGGCAAUGGAAGUAGCCAGCCCCUCAGUAUCUGUAAGAAAUACAAGUAUAUCCUACACAUAGAUGCCCUCGGCGACGACUGGCUGGUAACGGUAGAAAGACCUCCUGCUGCUAUCAACGACAACCUGCCAUCAACUCUCAAAACUAAGAAAUUUGGAACAUGAAAUCAAACUCUUAAAGCAGGAGUACAUACAUUGUCAUUUUACUGUGCAUUAGGAUUUCUCUUUGGACAUCAUCAGCCAAUGAAAUGUUGUAUCUCAUAUCUUCUCAUCCAAUCCUAACUGUUUACACAUCAUUUCUUGUAACAUUGAGAUUGUGAUUUUUUUUUUUUUUUUUUUUGAGGAGAAAUUAUUAAAAUGUAUACUUUGAAAUUAUCGAAUUUGUCAGUCUUCUAUAUAAAAGGGUUCAUAGUAUUGCAUUUUCGGGUGCUGUAUUCUUGAACUAGUGUCAAAGGCCAAAUGUUGGCACAUUGGAGAUCCACCAGGUGGCAAUCUUUUAUUAGUCCCCUACCAGUGAAACCAGGGGAACUAGAUUUCCUCCUCGUCCACCUGUCUGUCCGUCCGUCCAUCUGUCAGUCCGUCCUUUCAGUUGUCUGCACCUUUCUCAGUCAUGCUUCAAGAUAUGUUGGUGAAAGUGGGUAUGUAACUUCAGUAUGAGUAGCUACAGAUCAAGUUAGAGUUGUGGGUCUCCAUCCCCCUCUGGCUCUGGGGUACCACAAGCUUCAAAGAUACAAAAUGAAGAUGUCCUGCAUGAAUUGGACCAAAUUUAGUUGAAAACUUUUCAGAUGUAUAUCUUUUAAACUGAUGACAAGUUGACUAUGUCAUUCACAGGAGGAAUUAAAAAAACAACAAACAUCUGUCAAUAAGUUACUUAUAUUUUAAUCUUCAGCAGAGGGCUCUGUCUCUGCUUGCCAUUAAUUAUAAAUAAAAAUAGUUUAUAUGUAGAUACACAAGGAGAGACCAUUCAUCAUGUGAUGACACUCAUUCACAUACAGCUGGAUCAGUUCUAGCUUCUGGGCACCCAGGCUGUUACAGGUACCGGACAUAUUCCCUCACACCCAGGCUGUUACGAGUACUGGACACAUUCCCUCACACCCAGGCUGUUACGGGUUCUGGACACAUUCCCUCACACCCAGACAGUUACAGCUAUACACCCAGGCUGUUACGGGUUCUGGACACAUUCCCUCACACCCAGACAGUUACAGCUAUACACCCAGGCUGUUACAGGUAUUGGACAUAUUCCCUCACAACUAGGCUGUUACAUGUAUCAGACACAUUUCUUCACACCUAGGCGGUUACAUGUAUCAGACACAUUCCCUAAAACCUAGGCUGUUUUCAGCUAUACAUCCAGGCUGUUCCAGCUAUUAAGACACAUUCCCUCACACCUAGGCUGUUACAGCUAUACAUCCAGGCUGUUACGGGUACUGGACACAUUCCCUCACAGCUAGGCUGUUACAGCAAUUAGGCAAUUUCCCUCACACCUAAAUUGUUACAGCUAUACAUCCAGGCUGUUAUGGGUACUGAACACAUUCCCUUACACCCAGGCUGUUCAAAUUCUUAAACAGCACCCCACUUGCUCCACACUCAACUAGCACAAUACUUUUUUUUUGUUUAAUUUGAAUUGUAUACUCCCUCUCAUCUCUUACAUAUGCACGAACAUGCAAGCUUUAAGUGACCAAGCAUGUGUUAUUUACAGGUCACAGUGACCCCUCUCACCCACUCAAAUUGUAAUUUUUUUAGUGAUUUAUCGAGUGUUAUGUACAGGUCCCAUGUGACCUCUUACGUCCAUACAAGCUGUUUUAAGUGAUCGAGCAAGUAUUAUACAUCAUAAACGUCAAAGACCCUCUUUACUUACAAGCUGUCUGCACUGACGGAGCGUAAAAUACAAGUCACAGUGACCCAUCUCUCUCACUUACUUAAAUCUGUUUUCUAGAGACCCAAGCAGUGUCAAUUUUAGACUAGUGACCUCUCUCCCACCCACAAAUUGUCUAGUGACCAAGCGAGUGUCAUAUGCAAGUCGGUUACCACUUUCUCUCUCCCAUCCAAUAGUCUAGUGACCUAGCCAGUUUUGUACUCAAAUCGGUAACCUCUACCUUUCCUACUCACAAGUCACUUGGUGACCUAGCGAGUGUCGUACACAAGCUUGGGUUACGUCUUUCUCACUUCCACCCACAGGUUGUCUAGUGACCUCGGGAGUGUCGUUUACAAGUCGGUUAUCCCCCUCUAUUUCUCCCACCAAAGUGAGUGUCAUAUACAAGUCGAUUGCCUCUCUCUUUCUCAUUCACAAGUCACUUGGUGACCUAGCGAAUGUCGUAUACAAUUCGGUUACCUCUCUUUCCCACUCACAAGUCGCUUGGUGACCUAGCGAGUGUCGGUUACCCCGUCUAUUUCUCCCACCAAAAAGUCGUCUAGUGAUCUUGUGAGUGUCGUAUACAAGUCGGUUACCUCUCUAGCCCUCACAAGUCGCUUGGUGACGUAGCGAGUGUCGUAUACAAGUCGGUUACCUCUCUUGCCCUCACAAGUCGCUUGGUGACCUAGCGAGUGUCGUAUACAAGUCGAUUACCUCUCUCUUUCCCACUCACAAGUCGCUUGGUGACCUAGCGAGUGUCGUAUACAAGUCGCUUGGUGACCUAGCGAGUGUCGUAUACAAGUCGAUUACCUCUCUCUUGCCCUCACAAGUCGCUUGGUGACCUAGCGAAUGUCUGUCCAAGUUUGUGACCGCUCUCUCCCACACACAAAGCAUGCAGUGAGAAAAUGAUAUGCACCCAAAGUGUUCAAAAGCAAGAUGGAAAGUCAUGACUGGCCUGGACAAGACUGGUGACAUGUCAAAUGAAUGAUAUCUCAGGUUAACAAUCAGGGGAUGAACGGGACCAUCAGAAAAAUAUCUCUUAAAAGUUUGACCAACAAUAUUAGCUUAGAUUGCCUUUCAUUCAAAUCUUAAUGGUUGGUGUUUCGGUUUGCUUAUAUUACAUACUAGUUGUGCUGCACAACAUUUUGCCAAUUAUUCUUCUGAAAAGGCAGAAUGAACUACAAUUUUGCGGUGUUUGAGAUGUAGUUAUUUUUUACUAAUGAAGUUAGCCAAUCUAACAUGCGUCCACCAUCUUGGAACAAACCAGUCGAAAAUGUGUUGCUGAAAAUCAUUGUAUGGCACAUAACAGUUUGUGUAGUUGAUGACUCGCCACUGUCAAAUGACCUUGAAAGGUCAAAUGUGAUGACCAGUGCAGAAUCACAAAGGCUUAACAAUAAUCAUUGUUAAAUGUUUCACUUCUUUAAAAAUAUCAACAACUUAAACCAAAAGACAUUACCUUUAUCUUCUGGGCCUAAACCUGUAACAAUGUUAAUUCAUAAUCUAACUUCCUGUCAAAAAUAUUCAUCAAUAAGAAUUAUACAUAUGAAAAAAAAAUGUUUUAGCACAAUAAGAUGUGCUAAUCUUCAAAUUCUUCAUUUUAAAUAAGAAAUUAAACAAGAGACCCCAGAGGGAUCUUGGAGCCCACCAUCGGAAGACUGAAUUAUUUGAUUUCUGUAAGACUGACCUUUUCUCUACUUCAUUUCUCCCUCUUCAUUUGAAAACAAUAGUGACCUACAUAAUAAAUCUGUGAAAGGUCCAUCAAGAACUCUGUGAUAAAUAUGGUUAACAAACUUCAACUAAUACAAGAGGAAUCUAAAUGAAAUUUGAGAAAUAUCCAUGAAGAACUCAAAAUGUAACAAACACAACUAGGGACCAAGGGGAACCUACGAGUGAAAUUUGAGAAAGAUCCAUGAAGAAAUACCAAUAACAAACUUGUACUUUUAGAAUUCAAAAUGGCCACACCUGUUUUGAUCCGUCUCAAAAUGGAAUUUGCACAAUUCAGCACCAAGGGGAACCAACAGGUGAAAUUUGAGAAAGAUCCAUGAAACUUUCUGAGAAAUAGCGAUAACAAUCUUCAGGCCAUCUUGUUUUUGUCAAAAUUCUGAACGGCCACCUGUCGGCCAUCUUAUUUUCAUAUCCUUCUCAUAAUGGAAUAUUCACAACUACAGACCAAGAUGAACCUACGUAUGAAAAUGGAGAACAGCCGGACGAAGAGCGAUUUGAAUAAUACUAUCAUUAAUUUGUCUUUGGUAAGAUAUAAGAGCCAGCUGCUAUGUAAAGAAUAUGCUAUCCGUUCCAGUAUCCGUUCGAGUUGGGUUUAUACUCGAUGUUAGCGUGUUAAAGGGGAAAUUUUGUCACAUAACUACAUUCUAACAAACGACCCUUAAAAUAACUUACAGAAUGGUUGAGUGGUACCCUCUAACGACAACCUUGGAUGACUCCAUACCAAGUUAUAGGUACUGCAGAUGAAGAUAAUGUCUAAUGACGGCGAGUGUGUCCAGUUAAAACCAUAUUCUCGACAAAAACAAAACACUUUAUAUAACAUAUAGGGGCAUUAGAAUGAAAUAACAACACUUGUAACAAAUUUAACAAGCAAUUCUGUACACACUUUCAAAACACAUUCGGGCUGUGCAUUGAGAAUUGUAUACAACCAUCCAUCUUUAUCAGACAACUUUGAUGCUAAAAACAGCCAGUUACAACUAACAAAAAGCAAGUUAUGUCAGUUUUAUUUAAAACAUCUUGAUGAAUACUUUCAAAUGAAAAUGCAAAAACAUAUCAGUGCUAUAAGUAAAAAAAAAAAAAAAAAAGGAAAAAAAAAAAAAAAAAAAUACAACAGAGAAAUAAAUUAAACAUUUUUUUUUCUAUCAGAAAAAUAUGGGAAUUGUCUCCCUUUUUCCAAGUAUAUAAUUAUAUUGUACAGUAAAACAACGUGAAUAGGUGUUCUUCAUUUAAACUGAAGAUACAUUUUUUUUCUCCAUACAAAAGAAACUUUAUUACAAUUUGUAACAUACAGUUUCAACAUAAGAAAGUCACUUUUAGCAACUUUUAAAAAUCUAUACUGGAUGGUUGUCCAUAUUGAAAAUCAACUAUCAGUUUUACAGGAGUAUGAACAUAAAGAACAGAAGUUUGAACUAAUUUUCACAAAAUGACUUUGUGCCAUAAUACAGUAAUCGCGUAGUGAAUGCAAAGACACCACUACCACUAAAAUGCCUUCUAAAAAUAGCUCUGAAUUCUUGCACUUUGCAGUGCAGUUAAAUAAAUCAGCAGGAAAUCUAAGAUUGGCUUAAACAAUUAACAAAUAUUUCCAUAGCCUGAAAUUUAAAAGCAACAAAAUUUCAGCAACAACAAAGUAUCAUUCUUGACCUGAUUUAAUUAUUAUAUGUAUACGAGAUGAAUCCUGAAUGAGUUGAGAAAUAGUAUUUUCCACAAUCCCCAGGAAUUCAUUACAAGCAAAUUUGAUUGUAAAACUGUUCAUUGUUGAAAGGGGGCAAUUUUUUUUUUAGAUGGAUCAUGGCCAAAACUGACUUUGUGAGAAUUGAUUCAAACAAUGAAUGGACUAACAGAUUUCAGAAGAAUGGGCCUUUUUUUUAAUGUUGUUACAUGAAAACGGGGUUAGGGAGCAUCUACAAUUAUUGCGUUUGAUUUUAAAGUAAGUUCUACAACAGCUACUUCUAGACUUUACAUGGGGCAGCAAAUACGAUCAUACUUCAAUUCAUUUCACAUCGAUGUUUUGUCCGUUCAUUCAUGGAUGUUUUUGUCUGUUCAUUCAUGGAUGUUUUUGUCUGUUCAUUCAUGGAUGUUUUUAUCUGUUCAUUCAUGGAUGUUUUUAUCUGUUCAUUCAUGGAUGUUUUUGUCUGUUCAUUCAUUAACAUGGAUGUUUUUGUCUGUUCAUUCAUUAACAUGGAUGUUUUUAAUUUGUCUAUUCAUUAAUUUAACAUGGAUGCUUUUGUCUGUUCAUUUAUUAAUAUGGAUGUUUUUGUCUGUUCAUUAAUUAAUACGGAUGCUUUUGUCAGUUCAUUAAUUUAACAUGGAUGUUUUUGUCUGUUCAUUCAUUAACAUGGAUGUUUUUGUCUGUUCAUCUAUUAACAUGGAUGUUUUCGUCUGUUCAACCUUUGCAUUAUUUUACAGCCGCUUCCAUUUCAUGCCGUAUAUAAUUCACUCUCUCAUAUACAGUUAUCACCCCAUUCUGAACCUCCAUAGUACAUGUGACCAAUAUGCCAUGUCUAAGCUGCACCCGUCACUAAGGCUUAGAGAACAGUUAAGUAGACUUUCAGUGAUGUUUGUAAUUUAAUGCUAGAUAUCCAAAUAAAGCAAGUUUUCAACAAUGUGUAUUUCCUAUCAUGAAAAAAAAAUCCUAUUGAGACUAUCAUGCUCGCUUAGCUUGGGAGCUGUUGCACAUGUGUGCAUUGCAACCCAAAUU